Molecule: messenger RNA, 672 nt
Organism: Seminavis robusta
Lineage: Eukaryota; Bacillariophyta; Bacillariophyceae; Naviculales; Naviculaceae
Source: the annotation of a GenBank genome assembly
AUGGACAACACUAACACUCAGUGUGAUUAUCAUUCCAAAGCCAACAUGAUAGCUUGGGUUAGUUCCGAGUUGAAAGCCAAGGGUUUCAAUUCUAAUCUGGUCCAAAACGUGGAGACAAUGCUUAAUCGGAUCGACGGCGAGAAUAUAAAUGCUUCUCUUCUUGCCCAAGGUGUCAAGGACGAGUUUGGGUGGGAAGAUGAUUUGAUGAACGCUGCAUUGUCAACAAAACAUUUGCAGGAUCAUUUCAAGCGCCUCGUUCAGAUGAUGAGACUUCGCCGGAACGCCCGAUUGCCUCGGCCCUUGCUUCUUGAAUCAGAUCUUGAGGAUUAUGUGGCAGCUGCGGAGCAAGGGGAAACAAAGGCUGCACCCUUUCUGGAUUAUCUGAUGGAGCUCCAGGAACAAGGGGGCUCCCACGGCGACGUCAAUGUCAAUUCAUUUGCUUCAAUCAUUGCAUCGAGCGGCACGGGCAAAACACAGCUAGCCGCAACAGCAGCUCUUACCUACAAGAAGGCCACUACAAUAUAUUUAAAUUUUGGUGCAUAUGGGGGAAGCGAUGCUGGAUCUUUGCAACGAUUUUACCGACCCCAUGGCACGAAGGAGUUCGAUACAUUCAUGGAAGGACUCUCCGAGUUUGCCAAAACUGGUGACGCCAAAAGUGCUACUUUUAUUUAG